GAGACUAAAAAGCAAAGCGCAGGGGUCCGAGCGCUGCUGCUGCAUUGCAAGCUUGCGACGAGCCCCCAGUGAGUGCCAGAGUGCCCCCCCCCAGUCGACCAGAAGAAGUUCCCGCUCGCGCCGUCGAUCAGCGUUGCAUGCAACCGUCAGAUUGCUUUUAUCCCAACAUCAGACGACGGACUCUUCUCGCCCCCUCCUGCUCAAUCUGCGGCUGCGCUGCUGUCGACCUCCGACCGCUCCCUCCCAGUGCUCCCUAGGCCGCCUCCCUAGGUCGCUCUCCGUUAGCCUACCCAAACUACUGAUCCUAGGCCUCGACCUCAUCACAUCGCCCGCCCGUUCCUUCGUCCAGUCGGGCCGCCCACCCCCCCUGCUCCACCACCGCCUGUCAACGCAUUGCAGAGCCAGACGGCAUCAUUCCCGCAUGCCGAAUGCAUAUUGACGCCGCGCCCAACCACUCCGCCUGACGUGAUGGACGGCCACGAGCCACGCGCUCAACCAGUCCCGGCCUGGCCGUUGCAAAAACCGCUGGCCAACAGCAGCCUGAACCUGCACGACGCCACACCCACCGACUUCUCCGCCGACGCCGCCUCGGGCUCCUUUACCCCCACAGGCCCGCCCCCAGACGCCCAUCACCUGACGAAAGCCGAGAACAUCCCGCCUGCAGCUGCAGGUGUUGCGACUGCCGCUGCAGAGGACACCCCUCUCCCCGACUCCACAACCGCCAGUGUCAUGGAAGACGGCAUGAGCAUCUUUGACGACAAACACGCCGACUCCCUCGCCGAGCGCGCCGUGCGGGAGCACCUCCAGGAUCUCGAGUCCAGCUUCGUUCCGCCCAUAUCGCCACUGCCCGCCAUCACCGCCAACGGCUUCGACGACACGUACCUGUUCGACUCGCCAAUCAAGAAGUCAACGAGCCCCGCCGAGCACCGCAGCCAGAACCAAAGCCCGACUCCCACGAAGCCCGCACUAGAGGCGCCGGGCCCGGCAUCGGAAAUACCCAUGUCUCUGUCCGUUGGCUACAGAAACCCAGCCUUGUCGACUCCUUUAUCACCCUCGCCGACGCCCUCUGCCAGGUCUCGCGACGCGAAGCAGGCGCCAGCCGAACAGGACGAAAGCCUGUACGACACGAGACCGCGCCACGACGCCGCCGACACUAGCGCCACGACUGAAUCACUCGAGGCCUUCUCCUCAUCUCCCACAGCCGCCGCCGCCGCUCGCACAAUCUCGAGGGCACUAUCUACGGCCAGCAUAGGCAAGACAAAUGGCGGCGACGCCGAUACGUCCCGAAUCGAGGGCAACACAUUCUCAACCGGCGAGCCAAGCGCCAUGGCGGAGAGCAGCCUAAAUCAAGCACCAGCGGGUUCCAACAGCAUCCUGUCUCCCGGCUCUGACGCGUUACCUAAGCCUUCCCGCAGUUCUCGAAAGUCGUACAUAGAUGCAGGAAGUACCCCUGGCCAUGCCCUCCGCGUCGGCGGAAGGCCCAAGUACCUGCGCAGCCGCCAGACGAGCCAGCGGUCCUCAGUUUCGUCGGUGGAUAGUAAUGAUAGCUCUCACGACGAUCGGGAUAGCGACGUGACCGUCGGUGCAGGUACCGACUACGCCCUGCAGUCUGGAGGCGCGCUGCCGGCCCUAGGAGUGUCGCGCGGUCUCAGCAGGAUCAUGUCGAGAUCCAUCAGCAUGGGGAGCAUAGCAUCGGGCAUAGACGACCACGAGACGUCGGGAAGGGCGCUGGAGACCCUCGACGAGGACAGCACCGAGAUGAACAGAUUUGGUCAGGAUCUUCUCCAGACGCCCAAGGCCAGUCGCAAACUCGCGCCACCGACCGAUACCGUCAUCAACAACCGCGUUAUGAACGUUCAGGUUCCCGAGUCGCUUGCCCGCGAGUAUAAGAAAGGCGGGUUCUUGACUGCGUCUAGGAAGCCAUCGGGCAUGUCCUCUGUCAGCACGCCGAGUCGGGCUAAGACCCUGACUCUCAAGGAGCAGAGCAGCACCAUCGAGAGACUGUCCAAGGAGAACUUCGACCUGAAGCUCAAGAUCACGUUCCUUAGCGACCGGCUGAACAAGCUCUCCGAGGAGGGUGUUAAGGAGAUGAUCUCGGAGAACGUCGAGCUCAAGACGGGCCUCGCAGUCCUGCAACGUGACAACAAGCUGCUGCGCAGGCGCGUGAAGGAGCUCGAGAAGCAGCUAAAGGACGAGGACGAGCGGCCGAGCACCGCCCGCAGUGGCACAUCGGUCAACGGCCAGUCCGAGGCUGCCGACCAGGAGGCCCAGGAGCGGGAGGAGGAGCUGAUGUACCUGCGCGAGCGCAUAGAGGAGUACGAGGCCGAGGUCGAGAGGCUGAGGAACGAGAACAUGACCAAAGAGACGGAUAAGCGCCGCAUGGCUGAACAUCUCAGGUCCCUGCAGUCGGUGGGCGAGAAGCAUCUCGGGGAGUCUAUGGGCCGCCAAGAGGAGGCCGACGUCUGGAAGGAUCUCCUGGAGCAGGAGACGGCGCAUCGCGAGCAGGUGGAUGAGGAGAACCGGAAGCUGCGAGACGAGAUCUUUCGAUUAAAACAAGAAGUCGCGAGCAACGCCCCUGGGAGCGUUGUCGCCGGCAGCGGUUCUGGAAGAUUGCAUCACACCACCAACAUCUACAACAUCACCAAGCACCCCAGGCCCGCGUCGCCUAGUCGGCCUCUGUCUUCGUUCUCUGGCGAGAUGGAUGGCUCUAACGGACUUGUCAGCGUCGCCAGCACCCUGGUCGAGGAGCUGCGGCGCGAAGGAGAACAGCUCCGCCACGAGAACGCCGAGCUCAGGAGGGAAGUCGGUGCUCAGACGUCGAUGCUGACAUCAAGGAAUCGGGAGAAGGAACGGCUGUAUCAGGAGAUAGAAGACCUGAAGCUGGCGGCGCGACGCGGUGGCCCUGCCCCGUCGACAAUAGACAGCCUUCUGGACCGGUCUGCAUCCCGGGCCGGGGUCAGAGAGAGGCCCGGGUCGCGACACAGCGGCGGCACCAGGGCGCUGACCAGCGUCGAGGAUGCCGAGCGGGAGGAGAUGGACGCCAAGAUGUCGGAGCUGCGCGACAAGAUCAACGAGCUCAAGCUGCGGAACCAGGACCUGCAGAACGAGCUCAACAGUUGCACCGAGGACUUUGAGACGGCCCUCGAGGGCAAGAAGCAGGCCGAGGAGAUUGCGCUGCAGCUCCAGGAGGACCUCGAGAAUGCGCUGAACGACCUGAUGAGCUUACAGAACGAACGCGACGAGGCGCUGCAGGAGAACGACCAGCUGCAGGUUGAAUUCGAAAACCUGAGGAAGGAGGCGCAGGACGAGCUCGACAACCUAGACCAGGAGCUAGAAGCCAAGACGGACGAGGCGCAGAAACUGCAGCUCGACCUCACGGAGCGCACCGAGAGCUUCAACGCUCUUCAGGACGAGAUGCGCAAGCUGAGCGAAUCGCUGAUCGGGCUGGAAGACGAACAGGAGAACAAGAUGAAGCGGAUACAGUCGCUGGAGCAGCAGCUGGCGGACGCCAACAAGGAGCUCGAGGAGCUCGAGUCCAAGCUGCUCGAGUCCAACGACAAGGCGCAGCGGCUGAGCGUGCAGCAGGAGUCGGGCCAGGACGAGAUUGCGUUCCUGCGCGAGGAGCAGGAGGGCGACAAGAUCCGGAUCGGCGACCUCGAGGCAUCGCUGGCCGGUGUCGAGCAGAGCCUGCGCGAGGAGAAGGAGAGGGUGCGCGAACUGGACCAGCGCCUGACGGUGGAGAGGCGGCAGCGCGAGAUUGUGGCCAACCGCGAAAAGGAGGAGGUGCAGCAGUUCGUUAACGAGCUCAACGUGCAGGCCUCGGCGUCCAAGGACGAGGCCAGGCGGCUGCGCAAGAGCCUGAACUCGCGAGAGAGGGAGGCGACUGAGUGGAAGGAGCGGCUUAUGGAGCUCGAGAACAACCUGCGCGAGGCUCUGGGCGACCUGAACGGGACUAGGUCGAGCCUGCUCAAGUCCAUCGCCAAACUCCAGCGUCAGCUCGAGGAUACCGUCCGCGAGCUGGAUACGGCCAAGGCGUCAGUCAUGGAGAAGGAUCGCAUCAUCAAGCAGCGCGACGCCCUUCUCGAGUCUCAAGGGCUCGAGGCGCGUAAGCUAGCGGAUAUGCUGGAGAAGGAGAGACAAGCGCACCGGGUGUCACAGCACCAGUUUGAGACGUUCCAGAAGACGCACCAGCACGUGUCGCGCACCAAUAGCAGUCAGGAGGCGCGCAUCGCGGAGCUCGAGUCGGCCAAGAUGCAGGACAAGCGGCGCAUCUCGCAGCUGGAGAUGACGUUUAAGGAGCAGCUCAACGAGCGCAACACGCUCCUGCUCCAGCUCUGGACGCGGCUGUCGUCGCUCUGCGGCAGCGACUGGGCCCACGACAAUAGCCUCAUCAACGGCAGGGCGCUACCGUCGCUCGAGGCCGUGGCCACGAUGCUUCCCGGCUUCAGCAAAAACCUGCUGGCAGCUGUCAAGACUAUCGAGACGGUGGUGGGCGGAUUCCAGGGCCGCGUGCGCGAUGUGGAGCGGGAUCUGUGGCGUGAGUACAACAGCCUCGAGUCGGCGCUCGAGGCGCGGGCCAAGAAGCUCGAUAAGCUCGAGUCGAUUGUACGUAACGGCGUAGCGGCUGGCACGCUGGGCAAGUCCAACUCGGAGCGCGAGUUGCAGGCGCGCAUGGUGCGCCUCGAGGACGCGUACCGGCAGCUCAAGGUGGAGAACACAACGCUGCGGACGGCCAAGGAGGUGCGGGCGCGGGCGGCGGCAUCGUCCUUGGACGCCGAGGACCAGAACAUACUGGCGCACAGCCCGUCGCCGUCGAUCCCGACGGGACCCCGGGGCGGGUCCAGGGACCGGGCGGCGCUGCAGCGCAACAACGCGGGCAGCAGGACGCGCAGCAGCCACGGGGCCAACCAUGACAGGAGCAACGGUGGCGGCGGUGGCGGUGGCGGCGGCGGGUGGACGGGGGCCAUGCACCUGGCACCGUCGCCGCGGCCGGUGACGGCGGGCGAGCUGGCGCUGGCGGCGGACGACGACGGCCGCAGCGGGUCGGGCAACAACUCGGGGGCCGAGAACGGCGGAGGGUCGGGGGUGGUCGACUCCAAGUGGAUUCUGCGGCUUAGGGAGCUGGAGAACAAGCUCAAGACGGAGCGCGAGGGUCGUGUGCAGGACCGUAGCGCGGCGCGCGAGCGCAUCCACGAACUCGAGGCGCAGAACCGCACGCAGGCUCGCGAGAGCGAGCGCAGGCUGGCGCAGGAGUCGAGAGGGCGGCAGUGAGGAGGUGCUCCCUUUUGGACUGGAUGAGCCGGCCUGUUCUUUUUCGUCUGGUGGUGUUGUUUUGUUAGGGGCAGCACGCAGCGGCAAGCUGCGUGUGUGCAUAUGCAUAUAUAUAUAUGGAUGGAUCACUGCAGCCUUGUCUUUUUCUCCUUACUUCCUCAUUGCCUAACCGUUUUCUUAAUUGCUUUUUCCCCUUCUUUUUCUUGGCCACGAUAACCUGUACUCGUAUUGUGCUCCUUUGCCCCCAAACUUGUAACCUUGUACUCGUAUUCCUGAAUCUGCUAGAGGUGGUGGUUGUUUCUGGCCCCGACACACAACAUUGCUGUCACUGCCUCGUUGUUUACCCGUCAUUAUCAUAUCCUUCGUCCUGCCUGGCCGCUUCUGCUUUUGUUACCCUGUGGCAUAUCUGGCUAGCUAGUUUUGUGUAUAUACAUAAUUAAUUGCCUUUGGGAAAUAGCACCGUGAGUAUGG
Molecule: messenger RNA, 5742 nt
Organism: Gaeumannomyces tritici R3-111a-1
Lineage: Eukaryota; Fungi; Ascomycota; Sordariomycetes; Magnaporthales; Magnaporthaceae
Product: anucleate primary sterigmata protein B
Exons: 2
Coding region: 469-5271 (1600 amino acids)
Cellular component (GO): microtubule organizing center
Source: RefSeq, a predicted model, not a curated record